AUGUCCGCAAAGGUGGCUCAGAUGAAGAUGUCGUCUCAACGCGUGUCCGCCGGAGCGAGGACGCAGAAAGUGGCACACACCAAUGACGAUCGCCUGCCGAAAAGCAGAUUCUGGCUCCCACCAAUCGAUGGUGCAGUCUGCGUUCAUGCAUGUCAGCAUGUACGGGAAGUGGCUUUCAACGCACUGCCAAUCAAAGGUGAAGAAGAUUUUGGCAACAGCGAAUCACAGCGCGCUGUCUGCGUCUCAUUCUGCCAUAACAAUAAUGACAGCACCAUGCCCAAGCGCCCAGCUUUGGAUGACGAGUGGGACUUGCACAAAGAUGUAAUUGUGGACCUGUACGUUAGUCAGGGCAAGUCGCUGAGCGAAGUCAUGACCGCCAUGGCCGCUCAGGGCUUCAAGAGAACCAAAGCGCGAUAUGAGCGAGCGUUCAAAUCUUGGGGAAUAUCGAAGAACAUCAGCAAAUCUGAAUGGACCCUCAUCGUCAGACGAUUACAAGAACGAGAAAUCUUGAAGAAACGUACCGAUAUCAGAGUUCGUGGCAUGCUUGUCCCGCUGUCUAAAAUACAGAAGCAAAGGAGGCUAUACGAGUCUUCAUCAAUAUUCGAUCGGAUCAGGCUCGAUACCAGUGCGCUUCAACAACAGUCGGUGCCGUUAGACAUCGCAAUAUUCACGCCCGCUGCGUCUCCUAGUCCGUUCACGGAAGACAGCGGUAUGUUACCAAGUCCACUAGAUGACCACACCAUACUACAACUCACCUUGCGCGCUCCGUGGAACCGCUUUCAGGAUUUUUUACUCUCUUCUGCUUCCACUAAGUUGGAGGUGCCCAAAGUGACUCACUUUCUGCGAGAUCGACCGGCCUCUUCGGAGCUGCAGACGGACUCCAAACGCCGAGAGCACAAUGUGAUGAUAAUACCACAUGUACCUGAAUCUGAGGCGCAUCCGGUGCUGCACGAUCCUGCAUCAUAUUUGCCUUCUACCGAUAGCGAAAGCAAAGAAGUUCGAACCGCUGGCGGUACUGCCGUUCUUGCAUUAUCGCAAGGGAUGUCCGGAAUUAAUCUCCUGCAGUUGAUCGUCGCCUCAAUGUCGAACAAUUUUGAAGUUCCCAGGAUGGGGAGCAUUGUUAUGGAUCUCAUUGAAAACUCGGAGUAUCGGGAUACGCUGGAGAGUGCACUUCGUCGGGAUCUUGACACCUCGAAUGCGUUGGCGGAGAAGCUACUACAUCCGGCAGCACAAUCCGGACGCCAGUCUCUGGUCAAACUACUUCUCGACUUGGGUGUCGGCGUCAAUCUUCGUGUGCAAACUAUGGUCGGUGCCGAUCCAAUGACCGCGCUGGAGCUCGCUGUGUGUCAAGACAACAGGAGUCUUGUCAAGCUUCUCCUGGAGAGAGGUGCCACCGAUUGGAAUGCAAGCCUUUGGUCCCCCUCGUUCUCCCACAUCACAUCAUGUCAAGGCACGAUUUUCGAUCUCGCUCUGGAAAGAGGCCAUUCGUAUCUUUUUGGGGAGAUUUUAGGUUUCAUGUCAUCAAACCCUGGGCGAUUUCCAGAAGUGACAUUGUGCACUUUACGCAACGCAGUACUCCUAGGACGCACUGAGGUUGUGAAGAUACUUUGGCACAGCCGCCCACAGCUCAUUGAGUCUGCGAAGCUGGUUCCCUGGAUCUUCUUCGAAGCAGCAUUGCUUUGCGAAACUGUUCAGGAGGUCAACCCCUUAGUGAAUGCGCUAUGCGAAAUGGGCCUGAACAUGACUGCUAUGAGCGAUACUGGGAAGGGUAGCGCAUUAGCUGCAGCGUCGAGAACUCCAAACACAGCGAUGAUAUCACGGCUGCUAGCGGCAAAUGCGCCAAUCUACAGCGUAGCCAUGGGUCACGAUUGUGUGGGCACAGGCACGAAUUGCUGCUGCAAGGCGUACAAGCACAAAUUUUGCGACAUCAAGGGCUUCAAUGCCUUGCAUGUGGCCAUCGAAAAUGACCAUUAUGCUCUCGUUUGGCUGCUCUUAAGCCGUGGCGCCGCUGUCCAACAAGGUUGUGGAACAUAUCCAAUCCAGCUCGCCGCUGCGAAAGGAAAUCCAUACAUGAUCGAGCUUCUCAUACAAAAUGGCGCUGAUGUAAACGCCACUUUCAGCGAGAGAGACGAUGACGCACAUCCGCCACAUCCGGCUCUCUCAGCACUUCGAACAGCUCUUUCGAAUAAUCACAUGGAGGCUGCCAGGCUGCUCUAUAGAGCUGGCGGUACACUGUUCAGUGGUGAGGUAGAGGAUUGUGACAAGCACUCAUUACACGCACUGUUACCUUUUAUUGCUGAAAACGGUAGUCAGGAUUUUGUGCUCCGAGUUUUUCGGUGCCUGGCUCAUGAUACGCGCGUAGUGUUACCAUACCUGCCUGUACUUAUCAGUAGAUUCGGUGCAAACAUCGCUGACAGCUUUGUCUUCGCUGAAUCGGAACCUCCAGCUCACGAUGCACAUCCGCCCUUGGACCCAAAAAAGGCAGCUUGGAAUUAUGAGAAGAUCUUACAGGCAUUCAACAACUACCCUAUGUUCCCAUCCGCCAAUAGGAAGGUCUUACUUGACCUUUCUGUUGAACUCAGCGAGCUUUCCUCACAGCAGCUUACACGGCUUCUCAUCUUGGCGAUGCGGAUAAGGUCUGUCACACUGGCUGUAGAAAUUCUCCGUGCAGGUGCCAAUCCUUUCGACACAAUAUCAGGGACCAUGAAACCGACCAACACUGAGGUAGAUACCAAGUAUGACCUGACUGAAGGCAAAAGUGCCUUCCUCGAAUCCGUAAGGUUGUGCAAUUGGGGCCUUACCCGAAUUGUGCUCGAGCGUCACAUGCAGUGGCCAAGCGGAAUACAACAGAUGUGUGAAGCAUUUUCUCAUGCACUUUGCAAAGGACUUGUUGUGCUGGAAAGAAUGCUACUUGCUCAAGGCAUGAGUUGGAAACAUAUCGGCCGAUAUCUGGGACCUCAUUAUCUCGAAAACCGCCUCCAAGCUGCACUUGCAAACUUCAUCUUGGCUAGAAACUAUCCGGAAAUGACGCGCAUCCUCAGGUACAGCCAUUGUUGCAAGAAUCUGAUCAACCCCCCAGAGCGGCUCGAGCAAAAGACUCCACUCCAAUACCUCGCCCUACACAAUCAGAGCGAGCACGUGCGCACUUUCUUGGACCUUGGCGCUGAAGUCAAUGCAGAAGCUGGGCCCGUCCAAGGCGCUACAGCAUUCCAAUUCGCCGCAAUGAAUGGCAACUUCAAGAUCGCAGACAUGCUCAUCAAGGCUGGUGCAGACAUCAACGCCCCUCCGGCAGCCAUAGGUGGACGGAGCGCUAUUGAAGGUGCAGCCGAGUGGGGUCGCCUAGACAUGGUGCACUAUCUACUCGAAAUCGGUGCCGAUAUCAACGAUCAGCGCAACUAUCGCCGAACCGUCUAUCGAGCCUGGAAGCAAGGACAUCAUACGAUAGCGCGCAUGGUAUACAACUACAGGUUGGAAAAGCUUGGGACUGAGAGGUGUGAAACACCCGAGAGUAUCAUGGCAACCAUUACAAAGGCUGAGCUCCAUGCGAACACGUCGGACAUGUCCAAUUUGUAG
Molecule: messenger RNA, 3573 nt
Organism: Parastagonospora nodorum SN15
Lineage: Eukaryota; Fungi; Ascomycota; Dothideomycetes; Pleosporales; Phaeosphaeriaceae
Exons: 4
Coding region: 1-3573 (1190 amino acids)
Molecular function (GO): protein binding
Source: RefSeq, a predicted model, not a curated record